CGUAGACAAAUCACGGAACCGGCGCGGAUCAGCAAUUAGCAAAGCUGCACUGAAAACCGGUAGGAGCGGGUGGAGAAACCAAACGUGAGGGGGCGGAGAUUUCGAAGCCACCACUGCAGCGUAUAGCUAAUACCACCAACUUUACCAACCGUCUUCAACCAAUUUCUUCACCUAUAAAUCAAUUUGUUCUCUCUGCUCUUAACUCCAUCCUCCUUCCAUUUCUCGAUCUCCGUCGCCUCCACUUUGUUCUCCGCAAGCUCCUCCUCCGUCGUCCAUGGAGUCCGCUGCCGUUCUUCGUCCUUUCAACUGUUCUGUUGGUGCUGUCUCAUAUGUGCGGUCCAUAAUUGAGAGGCCUAGCAUGGUUGCUGUGCAUAAUGCUUCCUGGACCACCCUAAGUAAAUCUCACACCAAACACUCCUCAGUUGAGGGGAAACUUGUUUCUUAUCCGAGAAAGUGGACAGGAACUGUGGUAUCCUGUGCAAAGACAUCCGAAACUGCUGGGGCAGCAGAAUCUGAUGUUAUGUCUGAUAUCCGACCACAAGGAUUGCUGGAAAAGAAUUCUCCAAGAAGUGCAACAUUCCCUAAAGGAUUUGAGGAGUUGGUCAUGAAUGUUUGUGACAAAACACAGAUUGCUGAGUUGAAACUAAAGGUUGGAGACUUUGAACUGCAUCUCAUGCGUAAUAUUGGUGCAACAACAGCUCCUAUGCCAGAUGUUUCUCUUACAAUACCAGCUGCUGUUCCCAGUAAACUGGUGAUUGAAUCAGCUCCUGCUAGCCCACCAGCAACACCACCCAAGUCCUCUACUGAAAAAGUCAGUCCAUUUAUAAAUGUCUCAAAAAAAUCAGCAAAGUUAUCAGCACUGGAGGCUUCUGGAUCCAGUGCAUAUGUUCUAGUGUCAUCUCCAACUGUUGGUUCCUUCCGAAGGGGCAGAACACUGAAGGGAAAGAAGCAACCUCCUAUUUGCAAAGAGGGUGAUGUAAUCAAGGAGGGACAAGUAAUUGGCUUUCUGGAUCAGUUUGGCACUGAACUUCCUGUGAAGUCAGAUGUGGCUGGUGAGGUCUUGAAGCUUCUUAUUGAAGAUGGAGAUGCAGUUGGAUAUGGGGACGCCCUUAUUGCUGUCUUGCCAUCAUUUCACGGUAUCAAUUGAACCCCGUGACCCAUUUGCGAUAAAUAAGUUGUCGCCUCUGUGGGAGAGCUUCAGAACUUGCAGUCUACUUCUUCAAAUUGUUCAGUUCAUUCUCUUGUCAUGGCUCCUUGUCGCAUUUUGAAACUUGGGAUCUCAGGUUUAUAGCUGGUUGAAGUAGUUUGCUAGUGUUUGUCAGUUCAGUGGUUUCUAAAAUGGAAUAUCCAAAUUCUUUUUGUGUUAGAAGAGAAGUACCAGUUGUACGAGGCAUGUCUUCUGUAUAUUAGUGCAGCUAUACAUUUUUGAUGCAGAUGGGAAACUAUGCAUCUGCUGGUCCAAUAUAUGUCAACAAUUCUGGACC
This is a messenger RNA of Diospyros lotus (date-plum), 1484 nucleotides long. RefSeq lists its product as uncharacterized. The transcript is spliced from 9 exons. The record is from RefSeq and is a predicted model, not a curated record. Bases 275 to 1147 code for a protein of 290 amino acids. NCBI's taxonomy places the organism in Eukaryota, Viridiplantae, Streptophyta, Magnoliopsida, Ericales, Ebenaceae.